This is a messenger RNA of Xiphias gladius (swordfish), 2150 nucleotides long. It is a transcript of the gene pyroxd1, whose product is annotated as pyridine nucleotide-disulphide oxidoreductase domain 1. Gene Ontology annotation, molecular function: flavin adenine dinucleotide binding; oxidoreductase activity. The transcript is spliced from 13 exons. The record is from RefSeq and is a predicted model, not a curated record. NCBI's taxonomy places the organism in Eukaryota, Metazoa, Chordata, Actinopteri, Istiophoriformes, Xiphiidae. The coding region runs from base 245 to 1747 and encodes 500 amino acids.
UGUAAACACGGAAGUUACGUUACUUCCCUCCUCCGUUUCAUGCGCUUUGGCCGGCUAGCAAACACAAGAAUUUCCUACAAAGUAUUUUGACACUCACCAAUAACUAGCUGAGUCUUAAAUGUCCAACAGCGUGUCUAUUCUGACAUACAAAGACAAUAUAAGAGUGUUUUUGCUUUCGUAAAAUGUACGGCAGCUAGUGUUAGCGAAAUAGAUUAGCACGUUACCUUAGCUUUGUGUAAAAGGAAUGGCUGACAAAGUAGUGAAAACGUUUAAGUUUGUGAUCGUGGGAGGUGGUAUCGCGGGUGUGACAUGUGUUGAGCAGCUGUCAUCCCAGAUUCCGUCAGCUAACGUGGCUCUGAUUACAGCAAGUCCCCAUAUCAAGGCAGUGACCAACUAUAAACAGGUGUCAAUGACGUUGGAAGAGUUUGAUGUAGAGGAGCGACCAUCCAGUGUUUUGGAGGGGAAAUUUCCCAACCUGACUGUCAUUCACUCUGCUGUGAAAACACUUCACACACAGUCACAUUCAGUGGAAACUGCAGAUGGCCGGGUUAUUGGUUAUGAGAAGCUGUGUAUCUGCAGUGGGGGCAGACCUAAGCUCCUAACCCAGGGAAACCCUCAUGUGCUGGGGAUACGGGACACAGACAGUGCCCAGGAGUUUCAAAAGUGCUUAUCCACAGCAAAGAGAAUCGUUGUUGUUGGAAAUGGUGGAAUUGCGUUGGAAUUGGUGUAUGAGGUGGAAGGCUGUGAAGUGAUCUGGGUCAUAAAGGACAAGGCCAUAGGAAAUACGUUUUUUGAUGCAGGAGCGGCCCAGUUCCUCAUCCCAUCACUGGAGGCUGACAAACCAGAGACAGCUGCUCCCCGUAAGAGGCCUCGCUACACCACGGAGGAACCAGCAGCUGACGCAUCACAGACCUUCAUUGCAGACAGAAAUUUGCGAAGUCCAAGUUCUGGUCCUAUAGAGCCUGGUAGUGCCCUCGGUCCAGACUGGCAUGAAGAAAUAGUUCUCCGAGGAGUAGAACAGGUGUCCCGCAGAGUUUCAGUGGAAUACCAGUGUAACUUGGAAAAGAUCUUGAGCUCUGAGGAACUGCUCAAUUCCCAACAGCAAACACUCAGACCUGAGUAUGGAUCCUGGCCCGUUUACAUUCAGCUGACCAAUGGCAAGACAUUUGGCUGUGAUUUUAUUGUCAGUGCCACUGGGGUCGUGCCAAACACUGAGCCAUUUCUCCAUGGCAACAAUUUUGCACUUGCAGAUGAUGGCGGCCUGCAGGUAGAUGACCACAUGAUGACAUCAGAGCCAGACAUCUAUGCUGCAGGAGAUGUGUGCACUGCGUGCUGGGAACACAGCCCACUGUGGCAGCAGAUGCGUUUGUGGACCCAGGCCCGUCAGAUGGGCUGGUAUGCAGGUCGCUGCAUGGCGGCACACGUCCUGUCAGAACCAAUAGAGCUGGACUUCUGCUUCGAGCUCUUCUCACAUAUUACCAAAUUCUUCAACUACAAGGUGGUCCUGUUGGGAAAAUUUAAUGGGCAGGGGCUGGGGCUCGAACAUGAGCUGCUGGUGCGCUGCACGAAGGGCCAGGAAUACGUCAAGGUCAUUCUCAGCAGAGGUAGGAUGGUGGGAGCGGUGCUGAUCGGGGAAACAGACCUGGAGGAGACUUUUGAGAACCUAAUCCUCAACCAGAUGGACCUGACCCUGUACGGAGAGGACCUGCUCAACCCCAACAUUGAUAUAGAGGACUACUUUGAUUGAUCACCAGGGCUGUGAUUGAGUCUGUACAGAAUGUUGAGCACUGCCAAGUCAAAGUCAUGCAAGGUAGAGGGCUAUGAUGAAGAAAUUGGUCUGAAGAAUGUCUAAAGGCAUGGGGAGGAUUUCUUCAUUCUAUGAUAUUCAAGCUAAUGGGUGUGUUAGAUAUCUUUUUUGGCAAUGAGAAGAUAAAGUAGAGAUUAUCUUGGUUCUCACUAAUUCACCUAUGAAUUUAAGAAUAUAUUUUGCUUUAAAUUAAAUUAUUUUCAAAACCAAGUAUACUAAAGUAGUACUUGAGUGAUGUUUAGAAAAGUCUUUUUCAUUUAGUCGUAGCAUGAAUGCGGAUCUAUCACUUCAUAAAUUUAAAUGUGAAGCAGUUACAGAUAUGAGACGCUGAGUUGUGGGUGAA